AUGUCGGAUUACCAGGCCACGGGCGAAAACAGAACGAUUUUCCAGCGGAAAAACAAAGCCAUCUCGUUAGCUUUGAAAAUCGCCGUUCUAGUGAUUCUCACUUUGGUGUCACUGACCGUUUACAAGCUCGGCUUCGACUCCGAAAAUGAGGUCAUCUGUACCGAGUGUGACUCCUACGGGGCUUUGGAACCCGCGUUCACUUCUUCGCUAGAUAAAAUUCUAUACAACCGCGAGUACAAACAGUCCAUUAUCGACAAACUGGCGGGUGCUAUUCAGAUUCCAACCGAAAUAUUCGACGACUCGCCUGAGCCAUCGCCUGACGUGCAACUGUGGCAAAACUUCCAAAAGUUGCACGAUUAUCUGGAACAGCAAUUCCCUGAGUUGUAUGCCGAGGUCGAUGUGGAAAAGGUGGGAGGGUAUGGACUUCUGUACACCUGGAAGGGCCUUAACAGCACUCUAAAACCGCUAGUUUUGAUGGCUCACCAAGACGUGGUUCCCGUAGAGCCUAGCACAGUUGAUUUGUGGACACACCCACCAUUCAGUGGCUUUUACAACGAGACCGAAGAUCUCAUAUAUGGACGCGGGGCUUGCGACACCAAACCACUGGUUAUCUCCCACCUGGAAGCUGUCGAGUUGCUGAUCAAGGACGGGUUCAAACCGCAAAGAACUGUCCUCAUUUCACUAGGUUGUGACGAAGAGGCUGCAGGAGCCUGUGCAGCGAAGCUCGCCGAACACAUUGAGAAGAAAUAUGGCCGUGACAGCGUGUAUGCUAUUUUAGAUGAGGGUGGGGGCGUUUUAGAAGAGAACGGCUCUUAUUUCGCGCUUCCGAUGACGGCCGAAAAAGGUUACUUGGAUGCCGAAAUCACUUUAUUUACUCCAGGCGGGCAUUCCUCAGUGCCACCGGACCACACAUCCAUCGGGAUUCUCAGCGAGUUCAUGGUGGAUCUGGAAAAGGAUAUUUAUGAAACACAUGUCGGCGAACAUAAUCCAGCAUUGGACAUGUUGAAAUGUCUCACGAAAUUUGGAGCUAUCAAGAAUAAGGAUCUUGAACGCCAUCUUUUGAACUCUGCCUCCAAGAAAAAGCUGGCUGAAGCUUUAGACGCCGAACCCGUCUACAAAUAUCUGUUCAAAACGUCUCAGGCUCUUGAUAUCAUCUCCGGAGGUAUAAAGGCGAACGCCCUCCCAGAGUCUGUCUCUGUCCUGCUGAACAACCGAAUUGAUAUUCAGUCCUCUGUGAAUGAAACGGCGGAACGGAUUUUGGGGCAUAUCAGGGCCACAGCGGACAAAUUUGAUCUAGGCAUUGAAAUUAUGAUUGGGCGUGACGCCAAAGAAGGGGAAGUACAGGUGAUCAAACCUACGACCCCCAAUGGCCACUUCAUAUUCAAGUUGAUGGAUCCAUUGGAGCCGGCACCCGUUUCCCCCACUUUAGGAAGUGAGAUUUGGAAAAUUUUAGCCGGGACAACAGUUAGUACAUAUAAAACCAAGGCUUUUGGCGGUAAACAUUCCGAUGUCUACCUGACUCCAGGAAUGGGUGGGGGAAACACUGACACCAAAUCGUACUGGAAUCUGACUAAAAACAUCUACAGGUAUGGUGGAGCAUUAGCACUCCCUGGCUCUAAUGAACACACAGUCGACGAGAAGAACUCAGGAGCUUCGCUCGUUUCGGGCGUUGCUUUUAUGUAUCAAUUUAUCCCCAACGUGGACAUCUACAGCACCGAAGCUUAA
This is a messenger RNA of Lachancea dasiensis, 1725 nucleotides long. The record is from the annotation of a GenBank genome assembly. NCBI's taxonomy places the organism in Eukaryota, Fungi, Ascomycota, Saccharomycetes, Saccharomycetales, Saccharomycetaceae.